AUGGCACAAUCGGUGGCCAUACUCAGUCGAGAGUGGGAAUCAGAAGUAUGUUGGGUACCUCUUAUUAUUAUUAUACUUAAGUUAAGAUAAAAUACUGAUAGUAUUUUACAGUAUACUUUUAGGUACUAACUUGUAUCACAUUUACUUAAGAGUCGUACCCAUAUAGUCUUACUUUCAGAUGAAUCAAAUGAAUUUUGCCUUCCCAAUAUCUUGUGUCCCACCAGUCAACUGGUCACAACUUCGAAGAGACCAUCCUCCAGAAGGCUCUGAUUCUCCAAACACAUCAAGCUCAUCUUCCCCACUAGCUACAAGACAAUCAGCCAAUGAAUGGCAGAAAUUUAUCGACCAGGGAUGGAAAGAUCAACUGAUAGCUCUACAGAUGAAUAUGGUCAAACCUAAACUAAAUGACAAAGAAUCAGAAGUCAAAAAGAGAGUCAGAAGUGAAAAACAAAGUAAGUUACACUUAAAAAAAGCCAAAAAUUGAAAUUUUGCAAAUUUAAAAAAGUACUCUGAAUUUGUACCUUCAAGCUCUUUUGAAUAUCAGAAGAUAACCAAUUCUUCUUUUGUGUAGAUGAAGUGUCAACGACGAUUUUCUGCACUUUUGAUCUUCUUUUUGUAAAAUUAUUUAUCGUAAAUUUGAUUUCACAAUUUCGAGUUUUGCGAUCGGACUACAAACUAUUUCCAACACUAAAAGUUGCAAUGUUGCUCACUUAGAACCCGCAGAAGUUGCGACGAUCUGAAGCGUGAUCUCUGAAGCAUUCGGGGGAUGCCUUGGUGGACUUUGUUCCAUUCACGUGUUGUGUGGCGGGGUGGGUGAAUGGGUUCGCCUCAGCCAGCCACACAACAACGAGAAGAAGAUCAAGUUGACGGUCGUUUUCUCUGCGGUUUCUUUUAUCAAUGCCUCUGCCCGUUUACCUUUCCGAUCACUUAUAUGACAUUGUUUACAAUGGAAAGUUCCGCUGCUUUGAUAGAUUGUUGUGUGGCGGCCUGAACGCUGCCACACACCUCUCACGAGAAGGAGAAGAUAGGGGUCGCCCAACUUUUAAAAGACGCUCCCAAUCUUUGAAGAUAACCUUGAAAGAGUGGCUUAUCACGGAAAGAGUUUCAAUCAGGGAAAGCAAAAAGAAUAACUAUCAAUUCAUUAAGGUUGACGAAAGCCAUCUUGUACACUAUUCUAUUACCCACUAGCCUUAACUAUAUAUUAUAAGCCCAGCCAUCCCAGUAAUCAAGACAUAUGUGUAGUAGCUUCCUCUCGUAGUCGUGAAAUACGCUAAUAUCAUAACUACUGCACAAACUCAAGUUACGAAACAGUAAACCUGUACUGUGUUUGUUCACUGUCGCUUUAUCAGUUCAACAAAUACCAAGAGUUUAUGGUAUGUUUUGAGCCGUCAUGAGAGCGGGGAACCCAUCUUAUGACGAUGGACAAAGUACAUGACGUAGCAGAAGGGAGCCAAAGAACAGAAGUAUAAACUGUUAUCGAAAAACACAUAGAGCGAAUAACUUAUGAGAGUAGCCCCUGUAACGUUUACUGCGACUUCGGGCAUACGGUGUACAUGUCAACUAAAAACAAAGUUGUGGUACUAAGCAUCAAAGCGUUUUCUAGUUAAUGAUUCGAUACUUCUUUCAAACAUUUUAUUAAGCUACAUUAUUGAAUUUAUACUUUUAGACUAAAAAGAAGAGUUACAAAAAGGUAUUUUUACUGAACCGAGAUUUGAGUAUAGCCUAAAGUGCCAAAUUUUAAAACUUAGUACUAAGCAAUCAUUAUAAUUUAUGCCCCAAAAAUUUGACCAAAGUUUUAAAGUAGCUAUACAUUCCAAAAAAUUCAAAAAAAGUAACGCCGUCUUAAAGUUCGAAUUGGUCAGUGAUUGUGGAGCGGGCAGCCGGCUUCUCGGACUGAUAUCAGUCUCAUGACGCCGCCACACUACAUCCACUCCAAGGCGGUGGACGUCCUGUCUUUCCACCACUCGCUACCCUCUCCUCCUCCCACACUCUUUUCUCAGCACUCUCUUCGCCACUCACACUCUCUCGUCCGCACUCUCUCAUCCCUUCGUACUCUCUCGGCCCUACUGAUUAUUGAUAUGAAGCGACUUCUUCCUUCUUCAACUAAAUGUUGUGUGGCGGUUUCAAUGAAAAGUUUGGAGAACCGGCCAGCCACACAACAAUUUAUCAACGACCCCGUGUUGUUUUUGUAGACUACAGCAAGAUUGUUGACAUAAUCAGACUCUGAGUGCAUUAAAGCGUUAUGGUCAUUGGAAAUGAGAAAACAAUGGAAGUAAUCGAUCGUUGUAAUCGUUGAGGUUUUCAACAUUACAUUAUAAAUAUAACCAGUAGCAUACAGUGAUAAGGAUAAUAUACAAAACUUAAUGCUGUUUGAGCGCUCUAACAAAUUCGUAAUAUUAGAAGAUAAUAUUUUAUAAAUAUUACCUGUAAAAACUAACUUGUUCUAGGGAAUGGCGUCAACACAACAUCACAAUCUUCUCCGUCCGUCUACACUCCACCUUUCCUACCGUUCAAUCACAAUAUACCGGUCGAAACAGACAAAGAGAUACGGCUACGAACUCAGAAUUCCAGACGACGUCAACGAGUACUAUUCACUCCAGAACAAGUAAGUGACCUUUUUGAAAAUAAAAUGACCCAAUAACUUAGUUUUGAUAUUGGUUACCUCACUGUCAUAAAACUAGAAGUAAUGCAACCAAAGUUUUUUGUGGUCGUUCUUUGUCAGCAAUCAUAAGAAAAUAAACAAUAUACCAACAAAUGACAAGUUUUAGAUUCAAACCCUGGAAGAACGCUUCGAGAACACCAAAUACCUAACUCCGAACGAAAGAGAUCGUCUGGCCGAGAAGCUUGGCCUAACUUCUACCCAAAUCAAGAUCUGGUUUCAGAAUCGCCGCUACAAAAGAAGACGAAUCGACCAGGAUCUGGCUCUACAAAGUGUCGGUCUAGGCCUGGGAGUUCCUUUGGUAAGUUAUUAUACAGUAAACAAUUUGCUAUAACAUAAAAUACCAUAAAACAUUGCUGAAUAAUUGAUAAGUUUUAUAUAAAUAUACCAAAUUCACAAAUCAUAGAGCAACCCCAGUUUAAUAUAAAAACUACUUUUCUUACCUCGACAUCAAUCCAACAUCUUCUUCAGGGAGAGUCCAUAGCCAUGUCACAACCUUCCUUUCACGAAUUCAUGUUUGGUCCACAUACGACGUAA
This is a messenger RNA of Bursaphelenchus okinawaensis, 3196 nucleotides long. NCBI's taxonomy places the organism in Eukaryota, Metazoa, Nematoda, Chromadorea, Rhabditida, Aphelenchoididae. The record is from the annotation of a GenBank genome assembly.